Messenger RNA from Eimeria tenella, 3771 nucleotides. RefSeq lists its product as uncharacterized. Bases 1 to 3771 code for a protein of 1256 amino acids. Lineage: Eukaryota; Apicomplexa; Conoidasida; Eucoccidiorida; Eimeriidae. The transcript is spliced from 12 exons. The record is from RefSeq and is a predicted model, not a curated record.
AUGGGCUAUCGACGGGCUAAGCCAGCAGCAGAAGAAGAAACAGAAUAUGAAGCUCACGCGCCCGCGGCCUUGGGAAAUGGCGAAAACCUUUUUGUCACUUCUUCUCUUUUUGGAAAUGAAGAUUCUCAGUACAGCGCGGAAGCUUUCUCAGACGAAGACAGCAGCAGCAGCAGCAGAAACUUCACAGACUCUUCCUCCAGGGGCUGGGCCGCCCUCAAGAGAAGUGCACUUUCCCGCAGUGCAUGCAGCCACGCCGGCUUUGAAGCAGCUUCUCCGGCGCGGGCCAAAGAAGAAAGCAAGAAGCAGCAGCAGCAAAGAGAAGUGGAAAAAAAAGAAGCUCGAAGAUUUGCACUGAGACAAAGAUGGGCAGACUUGCAAAGACUCGCCAGAAGCACUCACUUCGGGCCUCGUUUCCACCACCCCAGCAGAGAAGAACAUGCAAAAGCUCACCGCUUCAGCGCGAGGGGUUUUUCUUUCAGCAGAUUUGAUGUGGUGUACGUACGCCCCCCCCAGGAGCUGCAAGGCCGACACCGCGAAGCUGUCGAAGAGUAUUUAAAACAACUUCCGCGCAUGCACAAGUUGUUGGCAGAGCCGCACAAGUUGGCCCUCGCUGCCAAGUAUGGACUCGUAAAAGUCACCGAAAACCCCGAUCUGGACUCCCCCCCCGAGAUCGAGCGGCAGGCAGACCCCUGGCAGCAAGCAGCAGCAGCAGACCACUGGUCCGAGCUGCAUGCAGCAUUUGGAUACACCCCGUGGGACCUGCUGGCCUCCAGAGGAAGCUGCAACUUUAUUCCCAAGGACUUGGCGGAAAAACUCGAAAACAAACAAAAAAGAGAAGCUGCCGAGGCCUUCCAAAGUCCGCAAACUCCGAAACAUAGAGAUGCAGCAGCAGCUUCCUCAAGACCUUCCUCGCCCUUCAAAACCAACAGAAAAGCAGCAGCAGCAGCAGCGCCCACAGACGCUGCUGCUACCCCCAAGAGGGCCGCAGCGGAGGCGCGAGCCAAGUCCAGCAGCAGCAGCAGCAGCAGCAGCAGCAGCAGCAGCAGCAGCAGCAUAGUUGUAGGGGAAGCAAAGACUCCAAUAAGGACAUUGAAUAGAGGCUCGAAUUCUUCUUUUCGGGAAGCAGCCAGCAGCUGCAGCAGCCCCACAAGAACGCCUCUUUCUAGCUGCAGACUGCAGCAGCAAAGUUCGCAAAAGUUUUCAGAAAAUAAAUCAAGUGACGAGAAAGAGUGGGAGCAGCAGCGAGUUGCGGGGGCGCGAGCUGUCGAUACACCCCAAGUGCAGGCGUCUCGCGCGCCUCAUCAGAGCGCCGAGCAAAUCACUUUUUUAAAUUUGCAAAAAAGUAAAAACGGCGAGAAGCAAAAAGAAACCAAAGACAAUGAGCAGCAGUCUCAGGAGAAAGAAGCACCCCCGCUUGCUGCUGCUGCAGCUCCUGCUGCUGCAGCAGCAACUGCUGCUGCAGCAGCAACUGCUGCUGCAGCAGCAACUGCUGCUGCAGCAGCAACUGCUGCUGAACCAGUAGCUGCUGCUGGCCGAGACCCUGCUUCUGCGCCAGCUACCGCUGCUGCAGCGGCUGCUGCUGCAACGCCAACCGCUGUGGCUGCUGCUGCUGCUGCUGCUCCGUCAGUCCUUUCCACCCCACCAGUUGCUGCUGCAGGUGCUGCUGCAGUUGCUGCUGUUCAGCCACUUGCUGCUCCAGCAGUUCCUGCCUGGGUGUCUGAUGCAGCAGCUUCCGAUUCGGUAUCUCCUGCUGCACUGUCAUCAGCUGCUGCAGCCACACCUGCUGCUGCUGCAGAUGCUGCAGCAGCAGCAGCAGAUGCUGCAGCAGCAGCAGCUGCUGCUGCUGCUGCCGCUCCUCUAAAACAGUCAACUGUCUCGGGAAAUGAAGUUGCUUCUGAAGAAAAGAUUUCCACAGCAGCUCAAAGCUCCACAGACACCUCAGCAGUAUCAACCCCUGAGUCCUCAGUGGAUGCAAAACUACAGCAGCAGCAGCAGCAACGGGAGCAGCAGCAGCAGCGGCAGCAGGAUCCGAAGCGCGUUUCGAGCAGCCGCAAUUACAAUGCUGGGGGCCCUCGGCAAAUGAAGCUGACGGAUCUUUUUCGAUUUACUUUCAACAAAAUAAAAAACAAAAAGAAUAUUUCAAUGCCUCCUUUGAUUUACAAGUUUGCUGCUGAUGCUGCAGCAGCAGAAGACGAAGAGUCCGAAGAAGAAAUAAAACCGACAAAAAACAGAAAAAGAAAACUCAUUGAUGAUGACGCACCAGCAGCAGCAGAGCUGCCGGAAGUGCAGCUGCCUCCCGCUGCUGCUGCUGCAGCCAGCGAAGCAGCUGACGCAGCAGCAGCAGCAGCAACAGAAGCUCCUACUGGGCCCGAAGCCACUCCGGAGGAAGCCCCAGCUGCUGCUGCUGCUUCUGAAUCUGCUUCUGAAGCAGCUCGGCUGGAGGAGAAAAGGCGGCGGAAGGAACUUCGCAAAAAGCAGAAAGCAGAAGAAUUGAAAAGACAAAGAAGAUUAGAAAGGAAAAAGCACAUGCGGGAAGUCGUGCGUCGGAUGAUGGAGUACGAGGCGGAGGAAAACGACGAAGAACUCAAAGAAGAUGAAGAGUACGCAGCAGCUCUGCAGGAGUUGAAGACGCGGCUGGCGAGAGAAGAAGAAGAAGAUGAUGAAGAAGAUGAAGACAGGCAAGUCUUUUCGAAGGACACACGCGGACUUGCAAAUCUUGCAAACGAGGCGGAGUUUCUUGAAGACCUGAUUGCGGCACCUGAAGAUGUGGACUUCGACGAGCGAAAUGAAGACCGCCCAGCGAUGAAAAUGAAACUGCAAAAAGAUUCGGGAGAGAGAGAAGAAGAAGUUUACCAGAGGUUCAUUGGAAGAUAUCACCGAGGCGGAGACAAAGAAGGCCAAGAACUGACAGAACAGGAAAUGCUGGAGCUUGAGCUCGAGGAGCGGCGCCGGCAAAUUGCAAAAAGAAGAAAAUUGUUCGGCGAGGGCGAGUUUGCGGGAAUGGACGUAGAUGACUGGCUUUCUGAAAGCGACGAGUCGGACUCGAAUUCUGACACUGAAAAAGAGGAAGAAGUUUCGGAAACUCCUGCAGAGGAAAUUGUCCGGUGGUCGACAAUAGCAUUAACAGAAGAAACGAAAGAUAUUACGGGAGAAUUCGCCGCAGCAGCCAGCCGAAACCCUGCAGAUCUUGUUGCAAGAUGCAUGGAGAAUGCAUCUCGCCGCCAAAAGAUACAAGUUUUGCGUCCGUUGCCUGUAAAGGAAUUCAAGAAAUUGGAUGCAACUUGUGCAAACAUUAGAAGUGAAGCUCAUCAUAGUGGCGGGAAGCACCUCGACAAGGAAGUUGUCGAAGUCGAAGGGCCGCAGGAGCAUGCGCAGGAGCAUUCAACGGAGGCGCAGAGCGAAAAGGCAAUUGAAGGCUUGGAAAGCGACGAAGACGAAAUGGAAAACUUGUACAAGAAAGCAUCUCUAGCUAAAGCCAAGCCCGCGGAUCUUCUCCGCAACAAACACAAUCAGAACUGCCCGCCUGCGCAGUGCAUUCGUUUCUCGCCGAGCUUCCGGCGCGACUUGGAGCUCUCCGGCAGCAGCAGUCGAAAUGUAGUUCCAGUCUUUGAGGGCUUUCGUUCUCGACCUGUUCCCAAGCCGAAGACAAUAAGCCCGCAAGAGUCGCACGGCGCCGCGGCUUCGCGGAAAGCCAGUUCUGGGUUCUCGGGGCUGCUGACGCGGUCCGUGAACCUCUCUGGCGAAAAGCAGCGGAAACCGAAGUCGAAAUGA